Messenger RNA from Acanthosepion pharaonis, 546 nucleotides. NCBI's taxonomy places the organism in Eukaryota, Metazoa, Mollusca, Cephalopoda, Sepiida, Sepiidae. The record is from the annotation of a GenBank genome assembly.
AUGACCCUCCCCCUUCCUCUAACCCUAUCGAUAGCGGAGGUAGAGGAGGAUCCAUCUCCUUUGGGGGUCUUUUCUUACUGUCUCUCUUUCUCUUUUUGUCGUCUAGGGACUUGGCCGGCGAUUAAGCAGAAAAUGUGUUCCCUCUCUCUUUCGUGUUGUAUAGCAGCUUUCUUGCUUGAGGUAGUCUGUUCUUUCUUUCUUUCUGUUCCUUUUUGUCCUUUGUUUAAGGGCUUGGUGACAGUUGAAACUGCUUUCUUUCUCCUUCUCCUCGGUGUGACAUCCUUUGAGAUAUUUUCUUCCGCUCUUUCCUUUUCCCAUAAGUAUUUCCUUUUGAGAUCUUUCCUCACUUUCUUCUUUUCUUUUUCUAUAAACUGUCUUCUGUCUCUCUUUCACCCCGAUGUCACGGCAAUCCACAUACGUCAUCAAACGGGUCCAUCUAUUCCACUUGGAGAUGAAUUCUCCUCGCAACCUCGUGAACACAUCUUUUCAGCCCAUAUGCCGAGACAAGUUUUGCACAUGGACAAAUUUUGUGAACACGUCUUUUAG